Molecule: messenger RNA, 1952 nt
Organism: Orbicella faveolata
Lineage: Eukaryota; Metazoa; Cnidaria; Anthozoa; Scleractinia; Merulinidae
Product: sorting nexin-32-like
Molecular function (GO): phosphatidylinositol binding
Source: RefSeq, a predicted model, not a curated record
GAGAGAGUUCGCCUCGUAACUCAAUUUAGACAUCGUUUCCGUUCUGCCAACAAACAGUAAUAAGAAAAUUUUACACUUGGUCUCUCUUGCUGCAAUGGAAGGAAGAAGCGGCUUCUCGCGCACUGGGAACGAGAGAUAGCCUCCAGGGAUAUAUUUCCUUCAUAUAGUAGUAAGGAAGUGUCCCCCCUGGCUGCUCAGUUUCUCCGAUUACAAAAAGAUCAACUCGUGCAGUGAAAUUCAGAUUGUGGGCAGUUUUGAUGACUUGAAAUGGCGGAGAAUUGUGAAAAUGGCGAAGCGGAGCUCGGCUUGUCUUGGGCAGUGAAAGUUCUUGAUGCAAGCAAAGAUGGAGAGGUCGUGAAAUUCACGAUACAAACAAACAUGGGUCAUGAGGGUGAAGAGGAGAAAGGAGUAAUAGUUCUUCGUCAAUAUGAAGAUUUAGAGUGGCUGUAUCACUGUUUAAUAGCACACAACAGUGUGGAUGGAGUUGUUAUACCACCAUUACCUCCAAAGCCAGUUACUACAGUCAGUGCUGCUGAAGCCAAGUCUAAAAGGCAGUUAGGAAAAGAUGCCAAGAAUAUGGUGGCAGAUGAAUUUUCAAGGGAGUGCCGUAACAUGGAGAAGUUUCUUCAGCUUGUUGUUUCGCACCCUGCUUUCUCAAAGGAUGAGGAUUUGCAAAAAUUCCUCAAAGAGGAAAAUCCACCAGUAAGAACCAAAGUGAAAAAAGGUGUAAUGGAGAGUAUAUCACGGGCCGUUGGUGACUUUCGGCAUCAUAACCACAAGGACCUUGAUGAAGAAUUCCAGAAAAAGAGAGAUUUUGUAGAGCAGUACACACCACUUACAAAGGAAACCUUUGUGAACUUCACUAAAAUGGUUCACAGCCAACAGCGUAAGUGUCUGGUUCUGCCAAGAAAUGAGACAUUUUGUCAACCAACAGCAGAGAUCCGAUUGAAUUUUGACACUUUUUCAAGCUCACUCAAUGGUGUUAAGGAAUCGUUUGAUGUUAUGUCAACGAAUGAUGACAAUACUCUAGGAUUCACUUUGGAACUUUACUCUAGAUACAUGGAAGCGGCCAAGGAGAUGCUUUUCCGUCGAACUUGUAAGCUGGUGGAAUUUGAGAAUGCUACGAAGGCUCUGGAAAAAGCCAAACCAAAGAAUCAAGAAGCGCUCCAAAAAGCCAAGGAAGACGCGGAAGAAGCAUACAAUGCAAUAUCAGAAAUUGCUAACAAAGAGAUGACUCGCUACAACAGGCAAAGGGUGUUGAGCCUGCAGGCAAGUCUUGUCCAGUACGCUGAAUCGCGGUUAAAGAACGGAAGAGAUACGUACGCCAUAUUAGCCAAACUAAUGAAUGACUUGAAGAAGUCUUCCUAAUUCACCACAAAAUGAAGUAAAUGUCUCAAACUUUGUGGGAAGUUAUACUUUUUUUACUCCUUUUUUAAGAAAAAUGUCAAACCUCGCAUGAAUAUAUAUGUUACGAAUGAAGUGCAUUCAAGAAUACAAGUGAUAUUAAUGUAAAAUGAAAAUUUAAGGAGAAUCGCAUUGCGUGGACUUCAAAUGAAACGCCAGUCUGCCAUAAUCACUUCGUUUCCAUUGUUUGGAGUAACAGUUGCUAAAAGUAUCACUUAGGAGAUAAUAAGUGAUGUUAGAAUUUUGGAAUAUUGAUAAUAGCCUUGAAUUAUCAAGAUUAAGGUACAGUUAUCCAGAGCAGAUAGUCCUUUUAUUCAAAUUCAAAAAUUUCAAUCUGUUGGGUUGGAUAAUUAAGAGCAUUAAAGUUUCCUUGCAAUUUAAAAGUAUAUAUAUAUCUAUCUAUCUGGCUUUGAUGUAUGCCUUCCUGAUCUCAUUCAAACGUUAAUCCAGAGACUCGUGUUUCUAGAAAUUAGAAAUGAAUUUUUUUCAAAUCGAGAAUGUCCCUUGUACCGUUCAUUUUUAAAGAAAUUAAACCAGUUAUUAACAUG